This is a messenger RNA of Porites evermanni, 2977 nucleotides long. The record is from the annotation of a GenBank genome assembly. Lineage: Eukaryota; Metazoa; Cnidaria; Anthozoa; Scleractinia; Poritidae.
AUGAAGAGCUUAAAAGAAGAGGGUAGCAAAGUUGAGAAAGUGGAUGUUGUAGACGGCAAAGGACAGAAGCCUCAAUGGGGAAUGCCCCGUAGGAGCUGUAAUAUUCGACACGCACCAGAUUCAUGUCCUGCUGCUGGGCGACGCUGCCACAAGUGCAAGAAAAUGAACCAUUUUUCAAGGAUGUGUCGUACCUCAGAUUGGCAAAAGAAGCAGGUAAAUACUCUUGAUGAUUGUGAAUCUGACUCUGAAGUUAUGUUCAUUGUGGCAGUCAAUGCAGAAGACAAUGGCUGGGUUGAAACUGUCAAUUUUGGAAACAUUCAAGAGGUCUUAAAACUAAAUACCGGGGCCCAGUGCAACGUCUUGCCCAAAGCUGCAUAUGACAAUCAUCCUGGGCAAGGUUAGAAAGUUACUCCAAAACUUGUAUUAGACCUGUUGGAAAGUGUGAGUUGCCUUGUUGGGUGCGUGGGAAAAGGUAUCAAGUACGUUUCCAAGUGGUUGAUGCCCCUCCUGGGUAGAUCAUCCUGUGAGAAUAUGGGUCUAAUCCAGUGUGUAAAUGCUAUUGAAAAUGACAGCAUUCUUGAUGAGUUCCAGGACGUAUUCCAAGGACUUGGGUGCCUCCCAGGGAAAUAUCACAUCAGUGUUGACCCCAACGUUCCUCCUGUGGUCCAUCUACCCAGGCGAGUUCCUCACUCUAAGUGAGACCCACUGAAGAAAGAGUUAGAUCGGAUAAAGUUUCCUUGAAUGAACCAGCUGAUUGGGUAAGCAGCCUUGUUUGUGUCGAUAAACCGGAUGGGUCUAUUCGUGUAUGCUUAGAUCCUAAGGACUUUAAUGUUACCAUUAAAAGAGAACACUACCCCCUGCCAGUGGUAGAUGAAAUCACUACUAGUUGUUCACGAACCACAGUAUUUUCAACUUUGGAUGCAGAAAAGGAAUUCAACCAAAUCCAGUUAGAAGAGGAGAGUAGCACACUCCUGACAUUUAAUACCCCAUUUGGGAGGUAUAGAUACCUGAGGAUGCCGAUGGAGAUUAAGUUUGCCCCAGAAGUUUACCAACAAAGAAUAGAGCAAGUCUUUGAAGGACUGCCGGCGUGAAAGUCAUCAUGGUUGACAUAAUCACACAUGGUCGAAAUGUGGCAGAACAUGAUAAACGGUUGAGGGCUGUUUUGCAGCGUUCCAAAGAUUACAAUCUCAGAUUGAAGAAGUCAAAGUGCCAUAUACAACGGGAAGAAGUGAAGUUCCAUGCCCAUGUGUUCUCCCAUAACGGUUUGAAGACAGACCCAGAAAAGGUCAGAGCCAUCUUCGAAAUGCCGAGGCCGACAGACAAAUCUGGUGUGCAAAGGUUGUUGGGGAUGAUUAACUAUGUCAGUAAAUUCACCCCCAACAUGUCUGACCUUACUGCACCAUUAAGACAGUUACUACACCAAGAUGUUGAGUGGCACUGGGAAGAGCAGCAGGAAGCUAGUUUUAAGGCAAUCAAGGAAAGGCUUGUCCUCGCUCCUGUGUUAGGAUAUUAUGAUGCAGAGAAAGCGUUGACGCUACAAGUUGAUGCCAGUUCAAAUGGACUGGGUGCAGCAUUGAUUCAGGAAGACUGACCAAUACCUUACGCCUCAAAGGCACUUACACCCACCCAGGAAAAGUAUACCCAAAUUGAAAAAGAACUUUUGGAAGUGGUGUUUGGCUGUGCCAAAUUUGCAGAGUACAUCGUGAGUCGUGAUGUCACAGUCGAAUAAGAUCAUAAACCUUUGGAGGCGAUUCUGAAGAAGCCCUUACACGUAGCACCAUUACUGCUGCAACGGAUGUUGGUCCAACUCCAGCUCUUUCCAGGAAUCAAUGUAGUAUACAAGCGUGGAGAAAGCCUACAUCUAGCGCAUGCUCUAUCUCGAGCCCACCUGGAAGAAAAGCUAACGAAUGCUGAGCAACAAUUGGAUGUAAACUUACUAGAGGAUUUUAUCUCUGACCAACAGUUCGCCCGGUUCGCUAAGGCAACUAAGGAAGAGGUGAUUUUGUCUGAACUGCAAAGGUCAAGUCCCGUCCAACGCACAGGAGUUUUGGAAUUACCGUGAUGAACUAACAGAACUAACGGACUGAUCGUAAAGGGACAAAAGAUCGUUGUAUCAAGUAGCUUGAGGGGAGAGAUGCUUGAGAAACUGCAUGAAGGACACCUGGGAAUCAACAAGACAAAAGCGAGAGCACGGGACGUAUUGUUCUGGCCCAGGAUGAGUGUGGAGAUGACCGAGAAAAUUAAGAACUGUCCUGUAUGUCUAGAAAAUCGACCCAAGUCAGCAGCCUGAACCAUUGAGGUCGCACGAGAUUCCACCAUUGCCUUGGGCUAAGGUUGGCACAGAUAUUCUGCACCAGAAUGGUCGGAACUACCUCGUUACCAUUGAUUAUUAUUCCAAGAGGCCAGAACUAACUUUACUCCCCUCAAUGACAAGCGCGGGAGUAAUUGUAGUUCUCAAGACCCAGUUCGCAAGAUAUAGAGUCCCCUCAGUUGUCGUUUCGGACAAUGGCCCCUGUUACAGCUCUUCAGAAUUCAGGAAGUUUUCAGAAGAUUGGGGUUUCGAACACGUCACGUCAAGUCGGGCCUACCCACAAUCCAAUGGCCAGUCAGAGAGAACCGUCGAGACUGCUAAAGCAAUGCUGGAGAAAGUUGAUGACCCAUUCGAAGCUCUCCUUUCGUACCGGAAUACAACUCUGGAGGAAGUUAACCUGUCGCCCUCACAAAUGCUUAUGGGCAGACGUUUGGGAACGUUAAUUCCAGUGACUGAGGAUAUGUUGAAACCUCAACUGUAUGACCCUGAAGAGCUCCUCCCUAAGCUAGAAGAAAAGCAAAGAAAGCAGAAGCUGCAGCAUGACACAACAGCGAAGGAACUGCCACCAUUGAGGAAUGGUGAGGUCGUAAGAGUUAGAGAAGGCAACAAGUGGAAACCUGCUACAGUUACACAGGUUCUUCCCUCACCCAGAUCGUACAAGGUUGA